CGAGAUGCGAGCGCCCCUGCUGCAACAACCUCACUCGCGUGAUUCCACAAACGGGCGUCACGCACAUUAUCCGGUUCAUUUACAUACAAAACACCGCCCAGGGGGACGAACAUGAUAAUCAACCAUCGACUGAAAGCUAACCGUGCGGAGGGGAGGAAAAAACAGCUAAAAAAAAGUUUGAACGUGAGAAGACUGUAUUAAACCAGGCGAAGUGUUUCGACACAAACGAACAGGCGCUUGUCGGGCUCUUUGCCCCACUUUUGGAUUAGCUACGAUAUGGACGCUUUGAAAUCCGCUGGAAGGGCAAUUAUACGGAGCCCCAGUAUGGCCAAACAGUCGUGGGCUGCGAGCAGACAUAAAAAGCUUCCAGAGAACUGGACAGACACAAGGGAGACCCUUCUGGAGGGCAUGGUGUUCCAGCUCAAGUACCUGGGGGUCACAAUGGUUGAGCAGCCCAAAGGAGAGGAGCUGUCUGCGGCUGCUGUCAAGAGGAUAGUGGCCACGGCCAAAGCCAGUGGAAAAAAACUCCAGAAAGUCACAUUAACAGUCUCCCCACGAGGAAUCAUCCUUUACGACAGUGCCUCCAACCAGCUGAUAGAAAACAUCUCCAUAUACAGAAUAUCAUAUUGCACAGCGGACAAGAUGCAUGACAAAGUAUUUGCCUACAUCGUCCAGAGCCAACACAAUGAGACUCUGGAGUGUCAUGCCUUCCUCUGCACGAAGAGAAAAAUGGCCCAGGCGGUAACCCUAACAGUGGCUCAGGCUUUCAGAGUGGCGUUUGAAUUCUGGCAGGCUGCCAAGGAAGAGAAAGAAAAACGAGUGAAGUCAUGUUCAGACGGAGAAGGAGCCAGUAACUCCCAGUCGGACAGCUCGGCCAGCCUGGGCAGCCUGAAGGGAGGAGAGGUAGCCACAGCAAAGCUUCUGGAUUUGGCAGAGGGAGCCAACGUGGCGCUGGUCCACUCAGGAACAAAGCAGACUGAAUCAGAUCCCUUUAUGGUGCAUAAUCACAAAACAGAGAACAACAAUACUGUAUGGGAGUUGGAGGACGGUCUGGACGAGGCUUUCUCAAGCCGCAGUCUGGAUAGCUUUGAAUCCUACUCAGACUCGCUGAGUCUCGCACUAACCCCCAGGUCCUGGACAUUGGGGUAAACCCUCAGGACUUCAACACUGAAGAGUGCCUGUCCCCAGGCAGAUGGGACCAAGAGGACACAGACUUCACCCCGCAAAAAGACACUUUUUAAAAGUGAAGCCUCUGGGAAACAGGGAAACAUGAGGAGAAAUGGUGGUGAAACAUGGUUGGAAACUGAAGCGACAAAACAGACAUUUGUGACAUCAGCGCGGUUUCCCACCUUCUCCCUGCUGCCAAGUCCUCUCCGUGGUUACGUUGUGUGGCUCUUUGAUGCUGACCAGAGAAGGACAGCACGAGCAGGCUGCUCACUGAACAGGCCAAAGCAAUACAAACCAAUUUAUCCCUUUUCUAUGAAAAACAUGCAGUCAUUUGUUUGUUACAGUCAGUGUAUUACUUCCUUUUGUGUGUCUGUUUACCCAUACACUGUUAGCAAUGUCUUUGUGGUAUGUGCUUGUGUACAUUGCGUUAAAGAAAGUGUGUGUGUGUGUGUGUGUGUGUGUGUGUGUGUGUGUGUGGAUGUACAGUAUAUACUGUAAAUGUACGAAGUGAGAUAUGAGAAAUAUGAUGUGCUGAGCUUUGAACAGGUGAGGUCAAAAAAGGUGCUGUCACAUAUUUGAUUUAACUAGAGAUGGAGAAAUGUAACUGGAAUAGAAGGGAAAGUCCGUGGUGAAAGCCACCAAUGCCUCAGUUUCAGUAUUGGGUAAAACAAAGUUACUACCCAUAUUUGCUUCAAGGAUUCAGCCUUUUGUUGGGCAGCAAAAGCUUUAAAAA
Messenger RNA from Etheostoma spectabile (orangethroat darter), 1900 nucleotides. It is a transcript of the gene ldlrap1b, whose product is annotated as low density lipoprotein receptor adaptor protein 1b. Gene Ontology annotation, cellular component: early endosome. The transcript has 10 exons. Bases 277 to 1149 code for a protein of 290 amino acids. The record is from RefSeq and is a predicted model, not a curated record. NCBI's taxonomy places the organism in Eukaryota, Metazoa, Chordata, Actinopteri, Perciformes, Percidae.